Molecule: messenger RNA, 504 nt
Organism: Linum tenue
Lineage: Eukaryota; Viridiplantae; Streptophyta; Magnoliopsida; Malpighiales; Linaceae
Source: the annotation of a GenBank genome assembly
AUGGAAGACCCGGAGACAGACUCGCCGGAGCCUCUACGCCGCCGAAACUCCAUCGCCACCGACGCCGUCCCCAUCCCCUCAAGGCUCAGUCUUCACACUUCCAGCCUCCCUCCGACAAACGGCUUCCUCACCGACUUGGAGCUCUUCUCCCUCAAAUCGCCGCCGGGAUUUUCUUCCUACACCUCACUCAAAGACCUUAUGCCUUCCUCCGUCGUUAACUCCCCCGCCACCGCCGCGCACGGGAGCGCCUCCGUGUUCCACGACUCCGCUUACGAAAUCUGCAUCCGGAACCAUCUAGUGAAGCAGGCCGCUUGGGCUUACCUCCAGCCCAUGUCCUCCUCCCCUGGCUCCGCCGACCCUCACUUCCUCCGCCGCCUCUGGUCGAAGCUCGCCGCCCUCGGCGGCCCCAUCAAGGCCUGUUUUCGAUUCCUUCAGCUCCGUCUGAUUCCCCGCAUCGUCCAAGCUUUCGACCGGAUGUUCCGUGCAGUUGUGGUUGGAAUUUAA